Messenger RNA from Geodia barretti, 312 nucleotides. The record is from the annotation of a GenBank genome assembly. Lineage: Eukaryota; Metazoa; Porifera; Demospongiae; Tetractinellida; Geodiidae.
AUGCUUAGGAUUCGGCUCAGCAGGAUCGGCAAAAAAAAGAAGCCGUCAUACAGGAUCGUGGUCGCAGAGGCCAAGGCCCCCCGAGACGGGUCUUACAUAGAAUGGAUCGGGACCUACGAUCCCAUGCAGAAUCCUCCUGCCAUCAACAUCAACCUUGAUCGCGCCCAGUACUGGCUCGGGCAUGGAGCACAGCCCUCCGAUCCGGUAAAGCGUAUCAUCGAAAAGGGUAACGGUCUGGCCGCUGUUGGUGCUUCCGCCGCCGGUGAGGAUUCCGCCGCUGCCGAAGAACCUUCUGAGGAAUCCGAGGCGUGA